Acytostelium subglobosum LB1 is the source of this 393-nucleotide messenger RNA. RefSeq lists its product as hypothetical. The transcript has a single exon. Bases 1 to 393 code for a protein of 130 amino acids. NCBI's taxonomy places the organism in Eukaryota, Evosea, Eumycetozoa, Acytosteliales, Acytosteliaceae. The record is from RefSeq and is a predicted model, not a curated record.
AUGAUGGCCACGACUGCCACUACUGCCACGACUGCCACGACUGCCACGACUGCCACGACUGCCACGACUGACACCACUGCCACGACUGCCACGACUGACACCACUGCCACAACUGCUACGUCACGACCAUGUACAGCGUGUUAUCAAUCGCCACAACAGUCUGAUGGUAUUUGUGGGUGUUGUUACUGUUGCUACAAUCCAGUAUUUCAAGGAAACUAUGUCACUGUUGAUGAUGGAGUGAUUGAUGUUGGCCCAUUGUCUGCUGUAGUGUUGCGACGGUCGUCAACGCACUCAUUGAUGUUGGCCUUUGUCGACACAACAGUUGAUUUAGUGGACUAUGACUCAUACCCGUCGUGGGUCGUCACCAUCAUGCACGUUCAGCGACGUCUGUAG